Molecule: messenger RNA, 1356 nt
Organism: Boleophthalmus pectinirostris (great blue-spotted mudskipper)
Lineage: Eukaryota; Metazoa; Chordata; Actinopteri; Gobiiformes; Gobiidae
Gene: morf4l1
Product: mortality factor 4 like 1
Exons: 12
Coding region: 112-1083 (323 amino acids)
Biological process (GO): regulation of DNA-templated transcription; chromatin organization
Cellular component (GO): nucleus; NuA4 histone acetyltransferase complex
Source: RefSeq, a predicted model, not a curated record
UCGCGCCGUGGUUGCGUCAGCGCGUGGCGAUGACGUAUAUAGUGCGCGGCGCCGUUCAGAGUGUAAUGGGAGCUGCAGAUUUGUUCUUUAUUUUGAUCGUGUGAUCUGUGAAUGGCGCCGAAACAGGACCCGAAACCCAAGUUUCAAGAAGGUGAAAGAGUGCUGUGUUUUCAUGGGCCAUUGCUCUACGAAGCUAAGUGUGUGAAAAUCAACGUCAAGGAUAAACAGAUCAAAUAUUUUAUUCAUUACAGCGGGUGGAACAAAAAUUGGGACGAAUGGGUUCCUGAGAGUCGUGUUCUGAAGUAUGUGGACAGUAACUUGCAGAAACAAAAAGAGCUUCAGAGGGCUAAUCAAGACCAUUAUGUAGAAGGAAGAAUGAGGGGAGCUGCACCAAAUAAGAAAAUCCCUGCCCCACCGCAGAAAAAUGAAGUGAAAGCCAAAAAGAACAAACAGAAAACUCCUGGAGCCGGCGAAGGCACGAGCUCAGGAGGAGACCCGACCCACCCCCCGAGGAAGAAGAGGGCCCGGGUCGACCCGACUGUGGAGAGUGAGGAAACUUUUAUAAAUCGUGUCGAGGUCAAAGUGAAAAUUCCAGAAGAACUGAAACCCUGGCUCGUGGACGACUGGGACCUGAUCACCCGACAGAAACAGCUUUUCCAUCUCCCAGCGAAAAAGAACGUGGACGCUGUUCUGGAAGAUUAUGCAAAUUACAAGAAAUCAAGAGGAAACACUGACAGCAAGGAGUUUGCGGUGAACGAGGUGGUCGCUGGGAUCCGGGAGUAUUUUAACGUGAUGCUCGGGACUCAGCUGCUCUAUAAGUUCGAACGGCCUCAGUACGCAGAUGUUUUGGCCAAUCACCCCGACACGUCCAUGUCCCAGAUCUACGGAGCCCCUCACCUGCUCAGACUCUUCGUGAGAAUCGGUGCCAUGUUGGCGUACACGCCGCUGGACGAGAAAAGCCUGGCGCUGCUGCUCAGUUACCUCCAGGAUUUUCUCAAGUACCUGGUGAAAAACUCUGCCUCGCUGUUUAACGCCAGUGACUACGAGGUGGCGCCGCCGGAGUACCACCGUAAGGCCGUGUGACGCCCGCCGCCCGCGCGCCCGCCGCCCGCCGCCCGCGCCGCUCACGGGCGUCUGAGGACAGACGGGGAGAGUCACUUUUUCCUUGACUAAUCUCAUUUUGUUUCAUGUGGAGCAGUUUCAUAAAAGCACUUUGUGUGUGAUGUUUUCAAGUACCACUUUUUUAGUUUUUCCUGAUGUUUGUCAAAAAAAAAAAAAAAAAAAGAACUGAACUGAACUGAACUGAACUGACCUUUGUCCAUCAUCAUUUUCUAGUAAAAGUCUUUUUUUUUUUUU